This is a messenger RNA of Archocentrus centrarchus (flier cichlid), 3531 nucleotides long. It is a transcript of the gene plekha8, whose product is annotated as pleckstrin homology domain containing, family A (phosphoinositide binding specific) member 8. Gene Ontology annotation, molecular function: ceramide 1-phosphate binding; ceramide 1-phosphate transfer activity. Gene Ontology annotation, biological process: intermembrane lipid transfer; ceramide transport. NCBI's taxonomy places the organism in Eukaryota, Metazoa, Chordata, Actinopteri, Cichliformes, Cichlidae. Bases 205 to 1881 code for a protein of 558 amino acids. Gene Ontology annotation, cellular component: cytoplasm; cytosol; membrane. The record is from RefSeq and is a predicted model, not a curated record. The transcript is spliced from 13 exons.
GAGGAAAGUCGAUAGUAGCGCUCAGCAUUGGCUGGUGGUGGAUUCACAAAAAAGUUUACGCACUUUUAUCGACGUAGUUGAAAUGUAAAGCCGAGGACGUUACUCCGCAAAUCACACUUGGGGCCCAAUGGAGUCGGUACAGUCAGCUGGGUAUCACGUCUUGUGAUAAACAAGUAAUGAACGGAAGAAAUACUCUAUUAAACAAUGGAAGGAAUGCUGUACAAGUGGACCAAUUACAUAAGUGGUUGGCAGCCUCGCUGGUUUGUGCUUGAUGGAGGAACUUUGUCCUACUAUGACUCACAAGAAGAUGCCUGGAAAGGUUGCAAGGGCAGCAUUAAAAUUUCCGUUUGUGAAAUCCAAGUUCAUUCCUCAGACUCUACCCGAGUUGAUCUAACCAUACCAGGAGAGCAAUACUUUUACCUCAGAGCCAUCAAUGCAGCGGAGAGGCAGAAAUGGCUGGUGGCGCUGGGAACGGCCAAAGCUUGCCUUACAGAUAACCGAACCAAGAGAGAAAAGGAGCUUCAGGAGAACACAGAGGCGCUGAAAACAAAGAUGUCAGAACUCAGAUUGUACUGUGACCUUCUUCUCCAGCAAGUAAACAAGAUCAAGGAGAAUGAUGAGCUCGGAGAAACGGCAGAGCUAGGUCUAGACACUGGAAAUAUGGUGAAGUCCACAUGCACGACUUUCCUUAAGACUCUAGAGGAAUGCAUGCAGAUAGCAAAUCGUACUUUCAGUACAGAUAUGGCAACACAGAGUCCACCAGGAACUCCUCCAGUAGCACCCAUCAAACCACAGAAGAUUAAACACAGCCAUCAUUUAAAUCAGAACCUUGGAGAAAGGUGGAAAGAUUUGUCCGAAACCUCAGGUGAAACAAUUGCACAUGACAGCCAGACCCUGGACUCUGGAGCAGAGGGACCAGAUCACCCUGACAGACCAGAUCACCAUUCUUCUCCAUCAGACAUUGAAACAGCCAGCAGCUCAGAAAUCCACAAGGAUCAAGGUAAUCCUACCUUACCCACGACCCAGAAUAUCCCUGAGAUUGAACACUAUGACCAGCCAGCAGAGGGGGAUGAUGAGAGUGAAGCUGAUGAACAAAAGCAGACAAAACAAGAGCCGAAGGACGAAGUGGACCAAAGUCAAGAGCGUGACAACAGCAAUGGGGAUGUGAAUGAGUUCCAGCUCCAGCACCAAGAAGAAGGCGAGAUUCCCAGAGAUCCCGCAGUGUCAGAAGACACAGAACAGGUGGAAACAUUCUUCAGCACAAUGAGUCACAGAUUUAGUGAUAUAAGACUGGAUGACGACAAUGGUAUCCCUACACAAGAGUUUUUGGACUCAUGCUAUGCAAUAGUGCCUGUAUUAGACAAACUGGGAUCCACAGUGUUUGCACCAGUUAAAAUGGAUUUUGUUGGAAACAUAAAGAAAAUUCACCAGAAGCUGAGGUCAGACCCUGAGAGCUUUCCCACACUACAGUCCAUUGUACUGCAUGAAGUAGAGAAAGAUGUUACCCAGGUGCGCAACUCUGCAACCGAGGCUCUGCUGUGGCUCCGACGAGGGCUGAAGUUCCUCAAGGAGUUCUUGUCAGAAGUCAAUGCUGGAGAGCAAGACAUCCAAGGAGCGCUAAACAAUGCUUAUGGAAAGACUCUUCGGCAGUACCACGGAUGGGUUGUGCGUGGUGUAUUUGCUUUGGCGCUCAGAGCUGCCCCGUCUUAUCAAAGUUUCACAGCCGCUUUAGUGUCAAGAGACGGCGACGAGCUGAAGAGCGACUUUAUCAAUGGCAUGCACAGGGAUCUGGAAGUGUAUCUGCCUGCCAUGCAGAAGCAGCUGGCCAUUCUCGAUGCAUUAUAUGAAGAAUACAACCUGGAGUCUGAUGAGGUGGUGUGAAACCUGAACGAGAGAUGAUUGCCGUUCAGAGAAGAACAGAGCCCGUCUCAAGGAGCACAGUAGUGGCUAACUGCUGGAAGAAAGGUGCCAGAUGCAUUCAGUGCAUCAUGUGUACAAAGUAGUGUGAGCCUGUCUCAUAUCAGUGUGAGGUGUUUUCAGUAGUUUUUAUCAAACUCUUAAGACAGCAGAGGUUUUGGUACAAAGAGGGUGUUAAUGUCUGUACUUAGGACCCCACGAGGGUCAAAGCGAGCGGUAACAGGUUGGUUUGAAAAAAUGUAGAUUCCAGGUCUUGUUCCAGAGACUGCUGACAGUGAAGGAAUUUCAGAUCCUAUUAUGCAGACUUCAACCAUAAUUAUUCAUGGUGACGUUUGUUUCUGGUUGUUGUCGUAUUGUGGCUUAUGGCGUAUUCUAUAUGCUUUAAGGUAUAUAAGCACAGGGUAUUUGGUUCUGGUGAAUUCCUUGUAAGACUGUUUCUGAUUCCCUUUGAAUUGAUCAGUAUGCAUUAUUGUCAGUUAUCAAUAUUGUCCUGUUUCCUUGGCUUCAGUGAAAUACGGUGGUGCUUCCAACUAGCACACAGUACUAUUUUAACAAAAACAAUGCCCAAAAUGUGUCUUAAGUAUGUGAUUGAUUGACAUACUAAGCUAACUUUUACUCGUUUAUGUAAAUAUUUUCCUGCACUUAGUAUCAAAGCUUAGUAGAUAUUAUCAGUAUUAACUUAAAAUUUUCCCUGAAAAUUAAUUCAGAUCCUGCAGUUUGACAAUGGAUUGUUGUGUUUUACGUAAUGUCAUCAAGAGCUGUUGCUCAAAAUUUCCAGCGGACCAAAAAGGAACUGUCGUGUGAAUGGCUUUAGCCUCUGCUGCCUACAGUAACCGAAAACAAGGAGGAAAACCGCAUAGCUGUUAAAGUACUGACAACUGUUGUUCACAUGGACAUCUGCACAAACCUAUGCAUUUUUACAAUUUCUAUUUAUUAUAUCUUAAGUUAUAAAAUUCACAUUACUGACAUGGAUCAUUUCUGUCCGACUUUUGUGUGAAUGUAUGGACAUUUGUAUUUAUAAGGCAUGCUUUCUACUGCAUGUUUUAUGUAUUUCGUAACAUAGGUGCCAGGCCAAGGGCUUGAACUGAGUAAGUAAAUAAUCCUAAAGGUGGUGGUUACAGUUAGGAGAACGGAACAGUAAACCUUUUUCAGCAUCUCAUUCAAGCUGUUGUACAUACCACCAGAUGUACUUAAUAUUUUAUUGAUGUCGAUCUAACAGUGGAAAUAAUUGAAAUAAGACUGCACUUCCAGGCUGGGUUAAUAUUUAACUGCAAAUUCACUGAGCCAUUUGGAGGAGAAAUCAAAACACAGGAACGUUGUCUUAGGGCUUUGAGAAAAAAGAACAAAAAUACUUACCACAUAGGAUUUUCAAUGUUAAUAUUGUUAUUUUUAUUCCAAGAAUGCAUACACUAAAAACUCCUGUACAGUAAAUAAGUCACUUGCAGCAGGUUUAUUACAAAUGUGCAAUAGGCUGAUUUCUGAUGAUGAGUUUUAAUGUUAAUCCUUAAGAUAUGCUGUUGCAAAAUUACAACAAAUAAUUGUUUUGUUUUGUUUUUCUAUGGAUGUAAAUAAGAUGCUAUUUGAUUUUUGCAAAAUAAAUGAAAUUGUAAUUUG